Geodia barretti is the source of this 1250-nucleotide messenger RNA. NCBI's taxonomy places the organism in Eukaryota, Metazoa, Porifera, Demospongiae, Tetractinellida, Geodiidae. The record is from the annotation of a GenBank genome assembly.
CUCGACAAGAUGAGGUGUUUCUCCCAACUCUCAGUGUCCCUCCUUGCUCAGUGUGGUGAGUCAAUGCCAAACGAGGCAAAGAGAGUGUUCUUCCCUCAUUUUCUGUGGCUGCUGCGGGACGUGAGUCUCAAGAUGACUGACAGGGAAGGUAAGGAGCUGGCGCCAACCGAGUUUCUUCACACCCGGGUCCUUGCAUCUGAAUCAGGAGAGCUCACAGACUUGGGCAAUUCUCUAGUCAGUCUUUUCCCCUCUCUGGAGUGCGCCACUCUCCCCAUACCGUCCACCAAGAGAGACAUCAUCCGUGGCAUAGUGGAGCAGCAAGACAAGCUCAAACCAGCCUUCAACGCAGCAGUCGAUGCUCUGAUCCAGCAAGUCCUCCAGAAAGUAGCUCCAAAGAAGGCCAUCGAUGGGACUACUACAGUGACUGGAAGGCUCUGGCUGCUCUAGCUAGUAGCUAUGUGGAGGCAGUCAACAGGCCAGGAGCUCUACCAGACCUGGACCAGGGCUGGCAGGCAGUGGUGAGGCUGGAGCUGAAGGAAGCCUCCUACAAGCUGGUGAGGGAGUACGAGAGGGAAAUGGAGGCGGCUUUGGAAGGCAACCUGCCAAUGGAAGAGAGAAAUCUUCUGAGAAUCCACAGACAGACACUGAACCGAAAAGAAGAAAGUCUCAAAGAAGAAAUUUUCCGCGUUAACCCUCUACACUCCAAGGAUGAGGAAGUCCGGCCAGUCCUUGGUGAGUUGGAACGGGAUAUUGUGCAAUGGAAAGAAUCUAGCAAUGGUGACGGAACGAGGACAGCAUCUGGAGGUGUUCUGUAUCAGUUUACGACACAAAACUUCAGGGCUUCAAAGGAGUGCUGCGAAAGGCUGUUUGACGAACUUGUAAAGAGCAGCAAGGUGCAAGAAAAAGUUGAAACGGCUCUAAAGGACGCGCUACCCCUCGAUGUCGCAAAGGAAGUGAGUGAAAUAACUGCAGAGUACAAAAUUAGAGCUGUAGGACCGGCUGCCAGUGAAAUUCUGGAGACGGGACUCUCUGAAUUGAACCAACUCUCUGACAUUUUGAAGAAGAUUCCUGGACAGCCACAAAAUGUAGAAGCGAAAGUUGGGAGUGAUAGGGUUAAAUUGCGUUGGGAACCUCCAGAACAGAAUCUAGAGGCAGUCGAGGAGUAUGUUGUGUACAAGAGAGUUAAGGGGGGAGAGUGGGAGGAGGCUGGGAGGACCGAAAAAACAAGGUUUAUUGCUAGAGGACUAAAA